UUGUCUCCUGAUAUGCGCUGCGGCGGAUGUCCUUUGGAGGGCUCGCGUUAUCACUGGCUCGGUGAGGCGAGGGUUUGAAUGAGGAGGGUGUGUGAGUCUUCCGGGCGGUUCAUUCUCGCGAGGUGAGCCUACAAUACUACCGAGGCUUAAUCGGGGGAUUCCUUCUCUCGGUCUCCGGUUAUCACUCAAUACAUGAUUUUCCUCGUCGAAUUCAUCAUAAGCCGGCUGAAAGAAGGACAUGCUCCGCGACAAACGUGGAUAUAUAAUACCGACAUCGCAGGGGGAGGGAGACAUGUAAAGUGUCCGAAGCGGCACCUGAUACCGAUUGAACGAGCUAGGGAAUAGCCUACCUCCACAUUCUACUCCGUUAUAUGUUUGUUCAUCUCCAGAGCGCAUUGUCUUUCACUCAAGUCAGGAUCAUCUUCAUGUGGAUAUAAUUACCGACAACGAAGUCCAGGAUGACUGAGGAAAUAUCAGAUGUCCCCAAAGAACUGCUUGAGAGCAUAAAGGAUGCGGUGGGGAGGAAGAUCAGACUGGCCGUGAAGAAGAGGGUUAAACUGGAGAUCAAAGGGGACAAGGUGGAGAACAGAGUCCUGGCGCUUGCCUCUCAUCGGGCCUACAUCCUCACCGCGCGCAUCCCCUCCAAGAUAGAGCAGACUUUCAAUUAUCUGGAGAUUCAAGGAAUCACAUGCAAUAAACCAACACAGCUGGCCAUAGAGUAUGAGCGGGGGCAGGUGUCUCUGAAGCUGGCUUCAACAGAGGAGGUGAAUGAGCUGGUGGCCCACAUCGGCAGCUGCAUGCAGAGGAUAUGUCCAGGACUCUCCCCACCGAAGGUGAUGAAGAAGCUGGUAAUGGAGCCAGCGGACAGAGUGACCAGUCUACAGAAUCUCUGGGACAACCAGAAUCUCCCAGAGCCUGGACCAUGUGGGGGAUUCUCUCAGCAGUAUCGCUGUGUGUGUGACUGGCUCGGCCUGCCCUACAGAGAGGAGGUCCAAUGGGAUGUAGACACAAUCUAUUUGACCCAAGACACCAGAGAGCUCAAUCUUCAGGAUUUCAGUCACCUGGAGAACAGGGAUUUGGUGGCUAUUAUUGCAGUGCUGGAGUACAACCAGUGGUUCACCAAGCUCGCCACCAAGGAUUAUAAACUGCAGAACCCCUCGCCCCCGCCCCCCUCCUCCGGCUCCGGCAUCCGGAGUGUUUUGACUACCCUCGGCCUUCCGGCCUCCACACUCUGCAACGGAACCGGUCCCAGAUCUGCAGACGUGUGCGAGCAGAUCCUGAGGGUGGUGGCCCGGUCCAGUCGCCUGGAGGAGCUAGUGCUGGACAACGCCGGACUCAAGACGGACUUUGCACAGAAGCUGGCUAAUGCGCUGGCCCAUAAUUCCAACUCAGGGCUCCAUACUCUAAACCUUGCCAACAACCCACUGGAGGAUAGAGGAAUCGCCUCGUUGGGUGCCCAGUUUGCCAAACUCCGCAAGGGCCUCACUCAUCUCAAUUUCUCCAAAACCUCACUGUCACCCAAAGGGGUGAAUAGCCUUGCCCAGUCACUCAGUGCCAACCAGUCCAUCCCCAGCACCCUCACCCACCUCGACCUCUCAGGGAACAUUCUGCGGGGGGACGACCUCACGAAUUUUUACAACUUCCUUGGCCAACCAAACAGCUUGACCACUCUGGACCUUUCCAAUACUGACUGUUCGCUCGACCUGGUGUGUUCUGCUCUUCUCAGAGGGUCAGUGCAGUACCUCUCAGUGCUCAACAUGUCCAAGGGAAUCUUCCCCCAUAGGAAGGGAAAGGACAUUCCUCCUGCAUUUAAGCACUUCUUCAGCAGUGCCAUGGUCCUGAGCAAUGUCAACGUGUCUGGAACUAAACUACCACCCGAGGCCUUAAAAGCUCUUCUCCUGGGUCUAGCCAGUAACUCAAAUGUCAAAGAGGUUUCAUUAGAUCUUAGCUGUUGUGAGCUGAGGUCAGGAGGCUCUCAGAUCCUGGAGGGCUGCAUCGCCGAGAUCCCCAACAUCUCCAGCCUGGAUAUCUCCGAUAACGGACUCGACUCUGAUAUGGCCACCUUGUUAGUGUGGUUGGCCAAGAACCGGUCAAUUCGUCAUCUCUCUUUAGGAAAGAAUUUCAACAACAUCAAGUCAAAAAACCUGGCUGCUGUCCUGGACAACUUGGUGCACAUGAUCCAGGAGGAGGAAUCGCCGCUAACGUCGCUGUCCCUUGCGGACUCCAAGCUGAAGACGGACCUGACCAUCAUGCUGAAUGCGCUGGGCAGCAACACCUCACUGACCCGGGUGGACAUCAGUGGGAACGGCAUGGGGGACAUGGGGGCCAAGAUGCUAGCUAAAGCGCUGCAGAUUAACAGCAAGCUCAGGACUGUCAUCUGGGACAGGAACAACAUCAGCCCACAGGGCCUGCAGGAUGUGGCGGCAGCACUGGAAAAGAACUUCACCAUCCGCUUCAUGCCCAUCCCCAUUAUCGACGCGUCCCAGGCACUCAAAGCCAGCCCGGAGAAGACGGAGGAUGCCCUGCUCAAGAUCGAACAUUACCUGUACAGAAACCAUGAAACCCGGAAAUACCUCCAGGAACAAGCUUACAGGUUGCAGCAGGGCAUCGUCACGACAACCACGCAGCAGAUGAUUGACCAGAUUUGUGUGAAAGUCCAAGACCACCUCAACUCGCUAAGGAAUUCUGCUGAGACAGACACGGUCAUCGAUGAUAUCAAGACCGCCGAGAACCUGAUGAAGGACGCCAGAAACUCUAAAACACUCCUGCCCAACCUGUACCAGCUGGGCGCCAUCUCCAGGGAGGAGCUGAAUGGCUCGUCCGUGGGGCCCAUCCAGGAGAAGCUGGACUCCAUGGCGGGGGAGGUGGCCCGGGUCAUGGACGAACAGCUCCAGAGUUUACUGGAGGCGAUGGUGGACGCAGCAGAGGGCCUGUGUCCGCAUGUGAUGCGGAAGGCCAACCUGCGGCAGGACCUGAUGAAGGCCAGCAUGGGCAAGAUGGUGGUGCCACGCAGCUUCGUCAAGAACACCCUGCUGGAGCAGUCGGGCAUCGACAUCAUCAACAAGAUCAGUGAGGUGAAGCUGAGCCUGGCCUCCUUCCUCUCUGACCGCAUUGUGGAUGAGAUUCUUGAGGCCCUCUCCGGUUCCCAGCACACACUGGCUGAACACUUGUCCAGGAAAGGGCAGGCGCUGACGCGCCAGGGCUCUCUGGAUCUGGACGUGCCCGAGGAGAGGGUCUCCAAACGGGGCACCAUGGAGCUCAUGGAGGGGGAGAGGCUGGAUGAUCUGGAGACCUGUAUGAUGACCCCCAAGUCCAAGAGGAAGAGCAUCCACAGCAGAAUGCUGCGGCCUGUGUCUCGUGCCUUUGAGAUGGAGUUUGACCUGGACAAGGCUCUGGAGGAGGUGCCCGUCCACGUGGAUGACCACCACCAGGCUGCCCCCUCCAAGCUGGAGAAGAAGCCGGCAGGGGCCAUGGGGGAGCUGCCCUCGGAGGAGGCCAAGAAGCUGCAGCACUUCACCAAGCUGCGGCCCAAGAGGAACAAGAAGACCAACUCCAGCAAGGUCCCGCAAAUCGCCAGCGCUCCUCCCCAGGAGGGUGAACAGAACGGCCUGAUGGGACGAGUGGAUGAGGGAGUGGACGAGUUCUUCUCCAAGAAAGUCAGCAAAAUGGACAACAAGCGGCCUUCCCUCCGGAGCUCCGACUCCCAGGACGGCGAGAAGAAGAAGAAAGGAGGCUUCCUGAACCUCAUCAAGUCCCGCUCCUCCAGGUCCGACAAGAGCCAUGCCUCCUCCUCCUCCUCCCCCACCCCCACCCCGGCCCCAGCUCCAGCCCCGGCCUCCACCACCACCACCACCGCCUCUGCCCCCUCGGCCUCCAGCUCCACGCCGGCCUCUGCACCAGCGUCCACCACCCCCGUCAUCCUGGAGGAGCCGUCCUCGCCCAAGGUCAGGAGUCCGGCGCCGGAGACCAGGGGCCGAGCCCCCGCGGCGGCGGAGCGCAGCAGCAGCUCGGACCGCUCGGAGGAGCUGAAGACGCCCGACUCCAUCGACUCGCUGGACUCUGAGGGCAGCCCCCAGAGCGGCCGGCGCUACGGCGUGCAGGUGAUGGGCUGCAGCCUGCUGGCCGAGAUGAAGGCCAAGCAGGAGAAGAGGGCCUUCGGCUCCCCGAAGAUGCCAGACUCAGGGUCUUCCAGUCUGGAACGGCCAGAGACUCCUGUGGCAGUUAAGGGCCAGUCGCUCAGCACUGAGAGCAGAUCUGCCGCUGGAGUGAAGAGUGACGGAGCCGUCAGCUCAGAGAAGGCCGCGCCGGCCGAGGCCAAGCCAGACAAGCCCGAGAGGCCGGAGAAACCCGACCCGUCCUCCAAACCCCGGGCCCCGUCCACCUCCCAGACGCCGCCCAGCCCCAAGCCCCCGCCGCAGGGCAGCAAGCCGGCGCUGGCCGCCCGGCCCACCAUCCCUCAGAAGCCUCGGCCCGGCGGCAAGAGCGCCGACGAGGCGCCGGACUCUCCUGGAGCUAGUGCGCCCCCUAAAGGGCCGGUCUUGCCCCACAGCCUGAAGAGAGUGCCCUCAGUGAAGGAGGGGGCCGCACUGGCGAGCCGACGUUCUCCUCAGGACGCGAAGCAGGGCUCCGCGUCCGCAUCUGACCCCACGCUGAGCUCCAACCCGGUCCCGGGCCGACUGGCCGCCCGAGAGAACGGCACCAAGCCCAAGGACCGCUCGCCCGCCGCCGACCGAGACAAGGACAAAGACAAGAGCAAAGGGGAGGACGGCGGCAGCAAAGACUUUGUAUUUAUCUGAGGAGCGCGUGCAGAGACGCCAUGUCCCCCCCCCCCCCCCCCCUCCAACUAUGUCCACUUCCUUCCUUCUCCGCAAGAGCCGUCAGGAAUUGCUCAGAGACUGUUAGAGAAGCUGCCUUCCCACCUCUGCUGUAGCGUUAGCCCUCAGGUUCUCCCGCCCCUUUACAGCCAGGCCUCGCUCUGUUUCGGAGAGCUAAACUGGGAUCAGUUUGACCUUUUUUGAACUUUAAAUAAAUGAGGUUAGUAAAUGCGCAGGGAAUCCCUGGUCACAGGUCAGCACUCUUUUAAGAGCUUUCACGAGUACUGGUCCAGGUUUUUUUUGGACAGGCAUGUGUGCGGACGAUGUAUGCAUGUUCUAUGAGUUUGUGCUGUGUGAAUCUGAAAGGACGGUCCAGGACCGUCCACUCUCUCUCUCUGUCCGCCGCAGGGCCAGUGUCUGAUUUGUCCACUUCUCACGCCCCGCACUUCAUCGGCUCAUUUGUUAGGGAGAUUUGAUCGUUCUUCCAGAAGUUUCCAUUUCCCUUUUCUUCCAGGCCUUAAUCCUAAGAUACUGAUCUUAAAAACAUCCUCCUCCUCCUCCUCCUCCUCCUCAAUCCCAUCCUUGAAUGGGGUUGCCUGCCAUUGCAGUGAAGUGUCAGGUGUCUGCAGUAGACCUACUGCAGUGAAUCACCUCAGCCCUGUAAUGUGGCAAAAGGGCUCAAAGCACUGUGAUCAAAAGAACAGGGUGUUUAACCACUGUUCAAACCAGUUACACUCUACAAGG
Molecule: messenger RNA, 5558 nt
Organism: Sardina pilchardus (European sardine)
Lineage: Eukaryota; Metazoa; Chordata; Actinopteri; Clupeiformes; Clupeidae
Product: F-actin-uncapping protein LRRC16A-like
Exons: 38
Coding region: 459-4796 (1445 amino acids)
Biological process (GO): cell migration; regulation of Arp2/3 complex-mediated actin nucleation
Cellular component (GO): lamellipodium; plasma membrane
Molecular function (GO): protein binding
Source: RefSeq, a predicted model, not a curated record